Molecule: messenger RNA, 1677 nt
Organism: Diabrotica virgifera virgifera (western corn rootworm)
Lineage: Eukaryota; Metazoa; Arthropoda; Insecta; Coleoptera; Chrysomelidae
Product: potassium/sodium hyperpolarization-activated cyclic nucleotide-gated channel 3-like
Exons: 1
Coding region: 1-1677 (558 amino acids)
Source: RefSeq, a predicted model, not a curated record
AUGCCACAUAUUUGCAUAUUACAUAAAAAUAGUACGCUAUCCGAUUAUGUUGGUGUUCCUAAAUCAAGACUUCAACUUGGUCUCCGAAGAUUAUUUAUCGUAUCUGAGGAUAACGUAUAUAGUUCUGUCUAUUUUAGAAGUGAGAAAGAAAUCAAGUCAGAGAAGAUUAGGCAACUUGAGUCGGGCUACUCCUUCAUUAUACACCCGUUAAGUAAGUUUCGUAUGUACUAUGAGUUUUGGCUGGUGUUUCUUUAUGCAGCAGUUAUAACCGUCAAAGCUUUAGAUGCAGGAAUUCGUGAUGGAGCAGCAGGAAGUUGUCCAGUCCCGGAAAAUUUUAAAUAUCAAGACCAAGACCAUUUUUUUAAAAUAUACGCGUAUAUUUCUACCAGCAUAGAUGUUAUAUCUUGGAGUGAUAUAUUGAUUAACUUUGUUACAGGAUAUGAGGUUACAAAAAUACGAAUUAUAGAGCUUCGACCAACUAAGAUAGCAAUAAGAUAUAUAUUUAGAUCUUUCUUCCUUAUAGACUUACUUGGCGCCAUUCCGAGGUUUACAUUAAGAUGUCUUAUGGAUAAACCUCCAUUAGUGGCGUUAGGAAUACAAAACAUUUUCAGCUUACUUAAAGGAAUUAGAUUCUUUUCAUUAUUAAGGAUUUUAAUCAGAGUUCUAAGACAUUUGGGAGUAAAAUCAAGAUCUUGGAUUUAUGGAACUUGCUACUUUGCCAUCUUCAUAUUCAUCCUUCACUACUCAACGAUGUUAAUGCUCGGGCUGCCUCGAAUUAUCAGAGUUUAUUUAGGAACUGGAAACUGCACGCUGACUGUUAAGCGAGAACAGAUCCCCCUGCAUGUUCAGUACAACGAUUAUAUGUUUGAAACUUCGGCUUAUUUUCUUCAAGUAGCGCUACCAAAAUCUUACUACCGAGAUCUGUAUUUUGAAGAAGUCAUCUUAGCAAUAUUUUUCUGUAUGGUUGGUAAAAUAGUGAUGACGGUUAUGUGGGUAGCUCUAGCUGCUAGUAUUUUAAACUCCCAAUCAAGUAGGACAAGAUAUCAAGCUCUUAUUGUGCAGGUAGAAGAAUUUAUGAAGCAAAGAAAUCUGCCUUUAGAGUUAAGACAAAGAAUUCUGCAAAAUUUUUCUUUCAAAUACCAGGGCAAUUAUUUUCGGGAAGAUACUCUUACAUUUUUACUUUCCGAUCGUUUGAAAAAAGAAGUCAAGUUACACCUUUACAGCACAAUUACAGAAAAAGUGGGAAUAUUUAAAAUAUUAGAUGUAGACGCUCUGAAUGAUGUGCUGAAAGUUUUAAAACCUGAAAUAGUUCUUCAACGUGAUGUCAUUUGCCAAUCAGGAGCACAUGGUGAUUGCAUGUAUUUUAUAGCAAGUGGUACAGUGGCUGUAUACACCUCUAAUAGACAGGAGAUGUGCCAUCUUGUAGACGGUGACUAUUUUGGCGAGAUUUGUUUGAUGACGAAAUACAAUGUACGUCCCCUGACUGUCUCAGCUGUGGAAACCUGUCAAGUUUACAAGUUAUAUCAAGACGAUUUUGAAAAUACUUUAGCAAAAAACAAAAAGGUGAUAAAGAAAAUGUUAUCACGAAUGGAAAAAAUGGUAAAAAAAGCUGAAUAUUUAGAGAAAAUUUACAGGAAAAGUAUAUUUGAAGCAACCUACGGGUAUAACGUUGAUUAG